Messenger RNA from Pipra filicauda (Wire-tailed manakin), 717 nucleotides. Its product is annotated as microphthalmia-associated transcription factor-like. Gene Ontology annotation, cellular component: nucleus. The coding region runs from base 1 to 717 and encodes 238 amino acids. The record is from RefSeq and is a predicted model, not a curated record. Gene Ontology annotation, biological process: regulation of transcription by RNA polymerase II; melanocyte differentiation. Gene Ontology annotation, molecular function: protein dimerization activity; RNA polymerase II cis-regulatory region sequence-specific DNA binding; DNA-binding transcription factor activity, RNA polymerase II-specific. The transcript has a single exon. NCBI's taxonomy places the organism in Eukaryota, Metazoa, Chordata, Aves, Passeriformes, Pipridae.
AUGACAAUUACGUUGUCUGUGUCUAGUGAUUUAAUUGACCUUCAUGACAACCAAAGCCUGCCUCCUCCAGAACUAAACAUCAGCAACUCAUGUCCAGCUAAUCUUCCUAAUGUAAAAAGGGAACUCACAGACUCAGAAGCAAGAGCGUUGAUUAAAGAGAGACAAAAGAUAGACAACCACAACUUGAAUGAACGAAGAAGAAGAUUUGAGAUUAAUAAUAAUUUAAAAGAACUGCACACUUUGAUACCCAAAUCAAAUGACCCAAAUAUACGCUGGGAUAAGACAACGAUCCUAAAAGCCUCAGUGGAUUACAUCCAUAAACUGCAGAGAGACCUGCAGUGCACAAAAGAACCAAAAGAACUAGAAAACAAUCUGAAGAAGUUAGAACAUGCCAACAACCACUUGCUGCUCAGAAUACAGAAACUUGAGAUGCAAGCUCAAGCAUAUGGACUGUCUCUUACUCCAUCUACAAACUUUUAUUCCCCUGAUAUGAUCAACACAGUUAUCAAACAAGAGCCUGUGCUGGACAACUACACCCAAAACAUAAUGCCACACCACGCAAACCUGUCCUGCACCACCACCAGCCUCGACUUCACCAACAGCUCCGUCACCUUCAGUGACAACCUCGGGAAUGUAACUGAACCAACUGGCACUUACAGUGUUCCUGUGAAAAUGAGAUCCAGACUGGAAGAUAUCCUAAUGAACGAGAAAUACUAG